AUGACCAAAACUGUAAUUUUCUAUGAAGAUUACAUACAAAAAAGUAAUCCAAUAAUCAUUUACCACUUGCCGCACAACAGGAGCGACAGCGUGAUAGAGACACGUGACCACCGGAAGCCUCCAGGUGAGGCCUUAGCAAAUCUUCUUGUCGCGUAUACUGAGAGCCUUGGCUGGGGCUCAGAGCCUGGAACGCAGCUCGGGAUCUGGAGAUAUUAUGUUCCGAAGCUCGGUGUAUAUAAGGAGAGCCUUCAGCUCUCUUAG
Molecule: messenger RNA, 261 nt
Organism: Lindgomyces ingoldianus
Lineage: Eukaryota; Fungi; Ascomycota; Dothideomycetes; Pleosporales; Lindgomycetaceae
Exons: 3
Coding region: 1-261 (86 amino acids)
Source: RefSeq, a predicted model, not a curated record